AUGGUCUUGGUCGUUGUGGUCAAUCUGAAUGCGCUCGAGUUGGCGACGUCACAGAACUGGCCGUUGGAAACGUCCGAUCACUCCAACAAAUUUGAACCUCAGGAAGCUGUGAUGCCAGACAGGAGCUUUGAUCUAUGGUACUGGCCAAAUAUUCCCGGGCGAGGCGAAUUCAUCCGCGUGCUGUUUGAGUGCUCUCGCAUCAAGGGCAUCCAUUACACGGACAAAGCUCGCCUGGACGGGAAUGCAGACAUGGACUGCCUGCUACCUUACUUCUCACAUGAAGCACACGAGCUUGGUCCCUCAAGUGCGGAGCUAGCAGGUCCAUUCUUUGCACCACCAGCCAUUCAUGAUCUAGAGCAUGAUUUCUGGCUAUCACAGACUGGUAACAUUGUGAGCUACUUGGCACCCAUCGUGAACUUGGUUCCAAAUGCAACAUACAGCGUUGACAUGACACCUGACAAAGCCGCACGCAUCCAAGCGAGCGUUGCAUCUCGCUUCUCAACGCUACACGAUUUCUCUGUUGAAGCACACGAUUCGCACCACCCAAUCGCCAUGAUGUCGUAUUACGAGGAGCAGAGACCACAAGCACUGCUACGUGCUGCUGACUUUAAGAAGAAUCGUAUUCCUAAAUUCUUGGGGUUCAUUGAGCGUUGCAUUGAGAAGAAUAAGCAGUUGUGGGCGCAAGAGAAGGAAAAGUACCCAGUCUAUGCGGAGCCGCUUGUCGGCUUAGAUGACGAAGAAGCUGAUGGUGCUUGGUUUGCAUACCCACGCUUGACCUACGCUGACUUGGCGCUCGGAUUUGUGAUGGAAGGCAUGCAGUUUGCUUAUCCGAGGUGCAUGGGUAAGCUCAUGCCAAAUUAUCCGCUCUUGAGGGAGUGCUUAGAGCGCAUCAACAAGCUUGAAGCAUUGCAAGCAUACAAGAAGAGCGACCGACGACCACCUCUUGGAGACGGCCUCUUCAGGUACUACCCAGAAAUGGACGAUGAAAAGUAA
Protomyces lactucae-debilis is the source of this 993-nucleotide messenger RNA. RefSeq lists its product as uncharacterized. The record is from RefSeq and is a predicted model, not a curated record. Gene Ontology annotation, molecular function: glutathione transferase activity. The transcript has a single exon. Lineage: Eukaryota; Fungi; Ascomycota; Taphrinomycetes; Taphrinales; Protomycetaceae. The coding region runs from base 1 to 993 and encodes 330 amino acids. Gene Ontology annotation, biological process: glutathione metabolic process.